AUAUAAGGAAGUUGGUUUACGGACAUUGAAACACUUUCCAUCAUACUCUCAGGAAAGUUAGGUUUAGUUGGGCUACAUGUAGUCAAAAGUGUAUCACUCUUAUUGAAACAUAACUUUUGUUAUUUUACAGUUUCACUUCAUGGUGCAAUUAUUUGCAUAAACGGGUUAUUUUCGUUUCCCAGCCGGCAGUGAAGGGAUUGACUAGCUGUGCGCCUGCUCAUUUUGCUUGCACGCACACAUCCGUCUAAAGCAGCUGAGAGAGAGGUGUUCUUCACUGUUUAACAACACAGACCAGUUUAGGUGUUUCCUGUACAUUUUGCAUAAUUGGCCCAGAUAUUAAAGAAGAUGAAGAGAAGAGACACGCCCCAAUUCAAGCAGAAGUCCACUCACAACUUGGGGAAAAAAGAGAUGCCGCGUCAGUUCCCCAAGGUCUUGCUGAGCGAGGUGGAUGAGUCAGUGCGUCUGCUGGCAGAGAAGGUGUAUGCCUCGGCGCUGAAGGAGGAGGACACCAAGGAUUCCCUGUCCAUGUACACGGUGUCUGAGGACUGUCCCAUUGGCAUGAACCAGGUCCGGGAGCGAGAGAUGCUCAAGGAGAUCGCCGAGCAGUACUCUGAGGAGAGCACUAAAAGGAAGAAGAGUUUCAAAAUGAAGCGUUCCCAGUCGUUAUCUCAGCAGUUCCCCAGUUCCCUCAACAUCAGUCCAGAGUGGGCUUUGUCUGUGGUCGCCCCUCUGUUCGCCCCUGGCGCCCACUGUAUCACAGAGAACUCCCUAGAGUUCCAGAGGGUCACCAUUAGCGGAGACUAUUGUGCAGGGAUCACAGUGGAGGACUAUGAGCAGGCAGCCAAGACCCUGAUUAAAGCCCUGUUUAUCAGGGAGAAGUACUCCAGGCUGGCCUACCACCGCUUCCCCAGGACCACCGCCCAGUUCCUCCGUAGCGCUGAGAACCAGAAGUGGAACGUGGAGGAGGAGAUCUUGCCAGACAUGUGCCCCUGCCCUCAAGAGGGGGAGGACCCAUACACUACGGAGGGCAUCCCUGAUGAUCUGAACUACACAUUGCAGAUGAAGGACGGAAUUGUGUAUGUGUACAAUGACGCAGAGGCCCUGAAGCAGCAGCAGCCCCGCAGCCUGCCCUACCCUGACCUGGAGACCUUCGCCAUUGACCUCAGCCAUGUCCUCGCCAUGAUCGCCGACGGGCCCACGAAAACCUACUGCCACAGACGACUGAACUUCAUGGCCUCCAAGUUCUAUCUGCAUGAGAUGCUGAAUGAGAUGGCUGAGCUGAAGGAGCUGAAACGUGUUCCUCACAGAGACUUCUAUAACGUCAGGAAGGUAGACACUCACAUCCACGCAGCUGCUUGCAUGAACCAAAAGCACCUGCUGAAGUUCAUCCAGACCACCUACAAGACCGAGGCGGACCGAGUGGUGCUGGAGAAGGGGGGCCAAAAGCUCACCUUGAAACAGGUGUUUGACACCCUGACCAUGGACCCCUAUGACCUCACUGUGGACUCCCUGGAUGUUCACGCUGGAAGGCAAACAUUCCACCGCUUUGACAAGUUCAACUCCAAGUACAACCCAGUGGGAGCCAGCGAACUCCGAGAGAUUUACCUGAAAACAGACAACUACAUCAAAGGGGAAUACUUUGCUCGCAUCAUCAAGGAAGUUGCCCAUGAGCUGGAGGAGAGUAAGUACCAGCAUGCAGAGCCCCGUAUGUCCAUCUACGGCCGCUCCCCUGUCGAGUGGGAGAGCCUGGCCUCAUGGUUCAUCCAGCACAAGGUGCACUCCCCCAACAUGCGCUGGGUCAUCCAGGUGCCCAGGAUCUAUGACAUUUUCAAGUCCAAGAACAUAAUACCGAACUACGCCAAGCUGCUGGAAAAUAUUUUCCUCCCACUGUUCAAGGCCACAGUCAAUCCACAAAAGAACAAGGAGAUGCACAUUUUCUUGAAAUAUGUAACUGGGUUCGACAGUGUGGAUGAUGAGUCCAAGCACAGCGACCACAUGUUCUCCUACAAGAGCCCCAAACCUGAGGAGUGGACCUCAGGCGAAAACCCACCCUACAGUUACUACCUCUUCUACAUGUACGCCAACAUCAUGGUGCUCAACAACCUGAGGAAGGAACGAGGCCUCAAUACCUUCCAGUUCCGGCCCCACUGUGGCGAGGCCGGGUCCAUCACCCACCUGGUCUCUGCCUUCCUCACGGCUGACAACAUCUCCCACGGCCUCAACCUAAAGAAGAGUCCUGUGCUGCAGUACCUGUACUACCUGGCCCAGGUCCCCAUCGCCAUGUCUCCUCUGAGCAACAACAGCCUGUUCCUGGAGUACUCCAAAAACCCUCUGAAGGAGUUCCUCCAGAAAGGCCUGUGUGUGUCCCUGUCCACCGACGACCCCAUGCAGUUCCACUACACCAAGGAGGCCUUGAUGGAGGAGUAUGCCAUUGCAGCCCAGCUGUGGAAGCUAAGCACCUGUGACACGUGUGAGAUCGCCAGGAACAGUGUGCUGCAGAGUGGUCUGUCUCAUCAGGAAAAGCAGCACUUCCUGGGGCCCAACUACCUGCAGGACGGGCCGGAGGGAAAUGACAUCAGACGGACCAACGUGGCUCAGAUCCGCAUGGCCUACCGCCACGAGACUCUGUGCAAUGAGCUCAGCUUCCUGGUGGAGGCCGUAAAGACCGAGGCCAGCGGCACCCAGGUAGAGUGACCACAGCACAGAGACCCUUUUCACACUACUGAGCUGAGCCAGGCUUAGCCAAGCUGAGCCGUACAGUGCUUGCCUGGUCAGUGGUUACACAUUCACUGCACAGUAGUUGCUAGAACCGUGCUGGAAAGGUCAAUGUGAAAAGAUAGUAUCUGAGACAGCACUGUAUGGUUUGGGUCAGGAGAUAAUGUGACCUCUAGUCUCUCUAUUUCAGCUCUAGACCACAGCUAAGUACUGUACUGGGUCAUUCCAUGAAAUUAGUGCCUUUUGCAUCCCUUUGUUAUUUUAUGUAGACAUUGUGCACCAAUAUUGAAUUUUAAAAGCCUUUAAUAUUAAAUAGUGACUUUUAAUAUAGACCACAUGGAGAAUUCAAUCAUAUUUUUUACUUGAACGAAGACUUGCUAAAGUGCCAAAACUCAGCAUUUUGACAUGUCCCUACAUGCACCUUCUGUGACUUCUAGGAAGAUUCAACCCAUUUAACCCCAAAAUGUCUCAUGUUUUCACCAUCAUGGUAAAGCCCUAGUUAUUUUGUUGCUUUGACAGUCAUUUCUAAAAAUUAUUAUUAAUUGAAUCCGAUUAGUGAUUUAUUUACGUCAGUCCCUCAUUUUAACGUCAACCAUGUUACGUGAACUGAAAUUCAAUUUUAAUAUAUUGAAACCAUUCCUUUAUAAACUGUUUUUUCAAAAGAAACAUUGAACAUUAAUUGUCAAAUCAUAGUGUAAAAGCAAGUGAGCUGGUUCUACUCUUCUUGGCCAUUUGCUGGUGUUUAGUGGCAGAAAACUGAGAAGGUCGAGCAUAACAUGUCAACCCUGUUACCCAUAGAUAUACAGAUAGACGUUUGCAUUCAAUUGCCCCUCCCUGUUGUACACAACAAGUUUCCAUUCCCCCUCUCACAAGGGGAUUUAUGGCUGAUUUAAAAUGAAAUCGUCAACCCUGCUACAGUCAACCCUGCUACGGUCAACCCUGCUACGGUCAACCCUGCUACGGUCAACCCUGUCACAGUCAACCCUGUCACAGUCAACCCUGUCACGGUCAACCCUGUCACGGUCAACCCUGUCACGGUCAACCCUGUUACUUUAUUUGACACUUAAUAGGCUCUAGUAAUUUUUUUAUUUAACCUCGAGAUGGGGAAUGUGUUUUUAUUAAGUUGAAUGUGUACUCUUUAUGACAGAAUGUAAAAUUAGGAGAACAUACAUUUUUUUAAAGCAAGUUACACUUCUCAAAAGGCACCGAAUUGGUGGAAAGAUCCAACUGUUACGGGCUAUGGUAAUACUGAGAGAAUAAAUUAAUAAGACCGUACUGUGUAAGCUACACCCCAUCAAGCCAAGCUAACAGCACCAUACUAGGCAAAUCACACAGUACCCAUGUCCUCUUGACUCAUUUGCAUGCAGGUUUUUUAUGAUCUUUGAGAAAGCAGAACUUAAUCCUUACCUGGUUCUCAUGUUCAACUAGAAAACCAGUUUUGUAGUUGAACAUGAGAGCCAGAGGGACACUGCCUGUACACUGCCACUCCCAGGUCCUGUUCAACAAAUACUACCAACUGUGUCAAUACAAGAGUUCUCACGCCAGAAUGAAAGCCAAUCCGAGAGCAGAGCCAUUUUUUGCCUUUCUAUUUGAAUUACAGUACAUAAUGGUAGAAGGGAUAUUAUUGUGUUCUAUCAGGUGAAGGGACUCACAUUUAAAGAAUAGCCAUACAUUUUGAUGCACUGUUACUAAGUUUGUAGCUGGGUAUGAGAGCGAGUGGUGUUUUUUAUUAUACAACUUUGGUAAGAGGUUAACUACAGAGCACUUUCUAUCAUUUUGAAUGCUUCUCUUAUGUGGUCAUCAUAUCAUUGACAAAAAGCACUUGACAAAAGGUGAAUUGUAAUCAUGUGCCGACUAUGACAAACUUUCACCCUAGAAUUGGUUCAUUGUCUGAAUGCAGCACAAAUGUCACUCAACUGUACGUGUAUGAUCGGGACAUUUGUUUUUAUAUGACAAUAAAGAGUUACUUAGAA
This is a messenger RNA of Salvelinus fontinalis (brook trout), 4688 nucleotides long. RefSeq names its product AMP deaminase 3-like. Gene Ontology annotation, cellular component: cytosol. Lineage: Eukaryota; Metazoa; Chordata; Actinopteri; Salmoniformes; Salmonidae. The record is from RefSeq and is a predicted model, not a curated record. The transcript is spliced from 16 exons. Bases 346 to 2694 code for a protein of 782 amino acids. Gene Ontology annotation, molecular function: AMP deaminase activity. Gene Ontology annotation, biological process: IMP salvage; AMP metabolic process.